Molecule: messenger RNA, 599 nt
Organism: Diversispora eburnea
Lineage: Eukaryota; Fungi; Glomeromycota; Glomeromycetes; Diversisporales; Diversisporaceae
Source: the annotation of a GenBank genome assembly
AUGAAUUUACAACUCACCUCUGAACAACAACAAAAAUUAAUAGAUCUUUAUCAAAGUUUCCACCCAACUCCUAAUAUAAACAUACAAUUCAAUCCUGGCACAAUUAAAAUAAAAAUAAAUAGUUGUGAAACUACUGUAAUAGUUCCUGAAACAAAAACAAAAAGGAAGCCAAUGAGCAAGUACAUCGAAGAUGCAUAUGAUGCUGAAUACGAAUUAGACCAAACUGUUAACAAUGAGGAGAAUUUUGAUACUCUUUUAAGAUUUACAAUCGAUCCGAGUAAAUCUAAUGGUCAGAAAAUACAAGCUUAUUCCAAAGUUUGGAACCAAGUAACUCAGAAAAUAAAAAGGGAAGGAGAAACAACAGACCAGAUUAAGAGAAAUAUCUGGAAUCUAAUCCAAAGAAAUGGAACCCGCUUCUUGAGAAUUGCUCAAAAAUCCAAUAAAGUAACAGAGGUAGUGGGAGAGUUUUUACCUCGAAGAUUUGAGCAUAUUACUCCUACAUGGUUAAGUCAUAUUAAAAAUGAAGAGUUUGAAGAGUUUUUAAUUAAACUCAAAGCUAGAUAUAGACAAGAAAUAGAGCUUCUCGCAGGAGCUCGAGA